Messenger RNA from Pyrenophora tritici-repentis Pt-1C-BFP, 1545 nucleotides. RefSeq names its product CaiC, Acyl-CoA synthetase (AMP-forming)/AMP-acid ligase II. Gene Ontology annotation, biological process: fatty acid metabolic process. The record is from RefSeq and is a predicted model, not a curated record. Gene Ontology annotation, molecular function: medium-chain fatty acid-CoA ligase activity. NCBI's taxonomy places the organism in Eukaryota, Fungi, Ascomycota, Dothideomycetes, Pleosporales, Pleosporaceae.
AUGUCUCCCACCACUCUAGAACACGCCUUCUCAAAGGACUCGUCAUCGACCGCCAUCAUCGUGCCCGGUAGCCCUGCCCUGACAGUCUCGUACAAGAAGCUGGCCGUGGAUGUCAAGUCAUUCCAGCAAAAGUUGGCUAAAGUCGGCGUAUCUGCCGAGGCAGCUGUGUCGAUUGCGCUGCCCAAUACCUACGAGUUCAUCGUCUCUUUCAUCGCUGCAUCAUGGCAAAGGGCCAUUGCCGCACCCCUGAACCCGGCGUACAAACAAUCCGAGUUUGAAUUCUACAUCGACGACCUAAGCUCGGCAAUUGCUCUGGUACCCAAAGGCGCCUUUGCGCAAGAUGCAGCUGCCGUCCGCGCAGCGAGGAAAUACAAUGCCGCCAUCGCGGAAUGUUACUACAAUGGCAGCGAGGUCGUUCUCGACGUCAAGGAAACUGGAAAGCUCGCGGGUAAAUCUGCACCAGUCUUGUCUGCGCAGCCGGAUGAUGUCGCCCUCGUGCUACACACCAGUGGCACCACCGGACGACCAAAGGCGGUGCCGCUUACCCAUCGCAAUCUGUUGCGUACCAUGAAGAACAUUCAAGGUACUUAUGAGCUUACGGCCAAGGACCGCACGAUGCUGGUCAUGCCUCUGUUCCACGUCCAUGGCCUGCUUGCCGGAUUCCUCGCACCCUUGGCAUCUGGAGGUUCCGUCGUCGUGCCUCCCAAGUUCUCUGCUUCUGUCUUCUGGAAGGACUUCAAUGAGCACAAAGCGAACUGGUACACGGCUGUCCCUACUAUUCACCAGAUCUUGUUGAGAAGCCCUCUCCCAAGCCCAAUGCCCAAGAUUCGAUUUAUCCGGUCGUGCUCGAGCCCUCUGUCCCCCAAAACGUUCUAUGAGCUCGAAAAGGCAUUCGGCGCGCCGGUAUUGGAGGCUUAUGCAAUGACCGAAGCUGCGCAUCAGAUGACGAGUAAUCCUCUUCCGCCACACCAGCGUAAGCCUGGUAGCGUGGGAGUCGGCCAAGGCGUUGAAGUCAAGAUCCUUGACGAAGCUGGCAACGAGGUAGCCCAGGGCAAAGAGGCUGAGAUAUGUAUCAAGGGUGAAAACGUCACCAACGGCUAUCUCAACAACCCCGCAGCGAAUGCCUCGUCUUUUACAAAGGAUGGCUUCUUCCGCACUGGAGACCAAGGCAAGGUGGACUCCGAGGGUUAUGUUAUCAUCACUGGCCGUAUCAAAGAAUUGAUCAACAAGGGUGGUGAAAAGAUUAGUCCCAUCGAACUGGACAACGUCAUCGCACAGCACCCUGCAGUUUCGGAAGCUGUGAGUUUCGCCAUCGAGGAUGAGAUGUAUGGUCAGGAUGUUGGGCUUGCGGUCGUGAUCAAGGAAGGCCAAGCAUUGACUACAGGCGAGCUGAAGACGUGGCUUACAGACCACGUUGCUAAAUUCAAGCUACCCAAGCAGAUUUUCUUCACCGAUAUCAUGCCCAAGACUGCAACAGGGAAGAUUCAGCGACGUCUGGUUGCUGAAGCGAUGCUCAAACAAGAACAGCCCAAGGCCAAGCUAUAG